This is a messenger RNA of Penicillium olsonii, 2265 nucleotides long. NCBI's taxonomy places the organism in Eukaryota, Fungi, Ascomycota, Eurotiomycetes, Eurotiales, Aspergillaceae. The record is from the annotation of a GenBank genome assembly.
AUGGCUCCAUUACGCCUCCGCGUCGAGGGUCAGUCAUUUCGAGACCCUCACAACAGAGAGAUUACCCUACGGGGGAUCAACGUCGCGGCCGAUGCCAAAUAUCCCAAGAACCCCGACACACCCUCAUACAUUGCGGACAAGUUCUUCGAUGGGGACAAUGUCUCAUUUGUUGGACGGCCUUUCCCGCUGAACGAUGCCCAUACCCAUUUCAAGAGACUGAGGAAAUGGGGAUACAAUACAAUUCGAUACAUCUUUACUUGGGAGGCUAUUGAGCAUGCGGGACCCGGACUCUAUGAUAACGAGUGGAUUGAUUUCACUAUUGAGGUGCUCCGGAUUGCCAAGCAAUAUGAAUUCUAUAUCUUUAUGGAUCCGCAUCAGGAUGUGUGGUCUCGGUUCUCGGGUGGUUCUGGAGCCCCAAUGUGGACGCUCUAUGCAGCAGGUCUGAACCCUAAGACCUUCAAGACGACGGAGGCUGCCCUGGUGCAAAACACCUAUGGUAUUCCUGCAGAGUUCCCGAAGAUGAUUUGGAGCACGAACUAUACUAGAUUGGUUUGCCAGACCAUGUUCACGUUGUUCUGGGCUGGAAGGGACUUUGCUCCUAAAGCUGUGAUCGAUGGGGUCAACAUUCAAGACUAUCUUCAGCGUCACUUCAUUGACGCAUGUGCCCACUUAGCACAGAAGAUCCACGAUGCAGGAGAUCUUGAGGGCGACGUGGUAAUCGGCUGGGAGAGCAUGAAUGAGCCUCAUCGCGGUAUCAUUGGAGUACAAGACAUAUCGGUGGUCCCGCCAGAGCAACAGCUUCAGCUUGGAACAUCUCCUACUCCAUUCCAGGCUAUUCUCACCGGCUCUGGUCGGGCUUGCGAGCAGACGACAUGGGCUUUUGGUAAUUUUGGCCCUCACAAGACUGGCACCGAAUUAGUGGAUCCCGCAGGAGACACGGUCUGGCUCCCAGCUGAUUACGACGAUACCAAAUAUGGCUGGAAGCGCGACUCAGGGUGGAAACUUGGGGAGUGCAUUUGGGCACAGCAUGGGGUGUGGGACCCAUCUACUGAUACGCUCCUGCAGAAGGACUACUUCUCAAAGAAUCCUCAGACCGGCAAAGCAUUGGACUAUGAAAAGUUUACCAACUCCUACUUCUUGGAUCAUUACCGGGCAUUCAAGGAUGCUAUUCGGGGCAUCUGGUCUGACGCAAUAAUGUUUUGCCAACCGCCUGUCAUGGAGAUCCCACCGGAUGUCAAGGGCACUUCUGAUGAUGACCCUAACAUGGUCCAUGCAGUGCAUUACUAUGACGGAUUAACUCUUAUAACAAAGCACUGGAAUCGCCUAUACAAUGUGGAUGUUAUUGGCGUUCUUCGAGGCAAGUACCUGACCCCGGCAUUUGCUCUCAAGAUUGGCGAGUCGGCCAUUCGAAACUGUCUGCGUGAUCAACUCAAGUUCCUCCGCGAAGAGAGUCGGAACUAUAUGGGCUCCCAUCCUGUCGUCUUCACGGAGAUUGGAAUCCCCUACGACAUGGACGAUAAGUAUGCAUACAAAACUGGCGACUAUAGUAGCCAAACCAGCGCCAUGGAUGCCAAUCACUUUGCCUUGGAAGGCAGUACGUCUAACGGUUUUACGCUCUGGGUAUACGUCACACAAAACGACCACGAAUGGGGUGACCAAUGGAACGGGGAGGAUCUAUCCAUCUACUCCCUUGACGAUCUAGAACUGCCCAGCAGCGCUCGAUCCGCCAAUCCACUUUCCCCGGCUUAUUCCGAAAGCCAAAGUAGUGGAGACGAGCCGGAUGUCGGACCUAGCAAUCUCAAGGGUGCUAUAGCAAGUCCAUCAAUCUCUAGUGAGCGGUCUCAAUCCUUGUCUGUCCGAGAGGGGCAGGGGUACCGUGCGGCAGAGGCAUACCUCCGUCCCAACCCAACCUAUGUCAGUGGCAAGUUGGAUAGUCACGUUUUCGACCUGAAGAACUGCACAUUCACCCUCUCAUUGACGGCCAAGGGGCCUACUUCAGCCAACGCUCCGACAGAGAUAUACCUUCCAGACUUCCACUUCCCCAAGACCAACAUUGCCGUGACGGUCAGUGGAGGUAAAUGGGAUAUUCAUGAUGAAGACAUCCAAGGAGUCAAGUUGCAGCAUCUGCGAUGGUGGCAUGCAGAGGGACAGCAAGAUAUCAAGAUUGAGGGAUUGAAGCGAAAGCCCGGCGAUGUCACGAACUCGGAAGGUGAAGACGUUUCUUAUUUAGAGCAAUGCCAGAAGGGCGAAUGUGCUGUGAUGUGA